GGCUUCUCUCAGGGCGAGCCAAUUGACGGAAAGGGCAAGGGUGCUCCCCUCUCAGGCGGUACCAACAAAGAGCUUGACCUCCAGAACCCUGACAACCUUGGUCAACAAAGCACCGACAACGGCGUCGUACCAAACCUAAAAUGGAGCUUCUCUGAUUCCAAGACGAGGCUCUUGACUGGUGGCUGGUCGCGCGAGCAAGUCAUAACUGACCUGCCCGCCAGCCACGACAUCGCUGCUGCCCAGCAACAUUUGACCAAAGGUUCCAUCCGUGAAUUGCACUGGCACAGAGUGGCUGAAUGGGGCUACGUGUACGCCGGUUCAGUCAUUACCUCCGCGGUGGAUGAAGACGGCAACUACCAAGUAGCGAAGCUCGAAGUGGGCGAUAUCUGGUACUUCCCCAAGGGAGUUGCCCACACGAUCCAGGGCCUUGAAGAUCAGAAUGAGUAUCUGCUCGUCUUCGACGACGGAAACUUCGACGCCGUGGGCACCACGUUCAAUCUCGACGACUGGAUCUCGCACACACCGAAGGAUAUUUUGGCUAAGAACUUCGGCAUCAACGAGACUCUUUUCGCCAAUGUUCCUACUCCAAACCCGUACAUUCAGAACUCGACUGUGAGCACCCAAAACGUUACCGGGGGUCCAGGAGAUACCGAAGCCUUUGGCAACAGUAGCUUCGUCUUCAAGCACACUCAACAUUCCGAGGUUCCAGUGCCGGGUAAUGGAGGCACGCUACGCAUCAUCGACUCCAGGAACUUCCCAAUCUCCAAGACGAUUGCUGCCACGGUCGUUACGCUGAAGCCAAAAGGCCUUCGGGAAUUGCAUUGGCACCCCAACGCGGAAGAGUGGCUUUACUUCCAUAAGGGCCAUGCCAAGGCAACUGUUUUCAUCGGUAACUCCAAUGCACGCACCUUCGACUUUAGCGCUGGUGACACUGGCGUCUUCCCCGACAACUCUGGGCAUUACAUCGAGAAUACUUCGGAAACUGAAGACCUGGUCUGGAUCGAGAUCUACAAGAGCGACCGAGUUGUAGACAUUCCACUUACUCAGUGGCUCGCUCUUACUCCUGCCGACAUUGUCGCCAGUCUGCUCAAGCUUCCCAUUGAUGUGGUCGAAGGUUUAAAGAAGGAGAAGCAAAUCCUAAUUGAAGGGUAAUCGAGGAAAAUGUGAGACCAAGCAUUGUCAAAAUGAAGAGGUUGGGCGAUGGUCUGAUAUGUUAAUACUUGAGUGGAGUACUUCUAUUCUUCUACCCUUUUACUUGCCAAUUAUUCGAUAC
Molecule: messenger RNA, 1273 nt
Organism: Mytilinidion resinicola
Lineage: Eukaryota; Fungi; Ascomycota; Dothideomycetes; Mytilinidiales; Mytilinidiaceae
Product: putative oxalate decarboxylase oxdC
Exons: 5
Biological process (GO): oxalate metabolic process
Cellular component (GO): cell wall
Source: RefSeq, a predicted model, not a curated record